AUGGAGAAGAUCGAGUCGGCCGCCAGCGAAUGGCCGUCGUUUGCGGCGCGCGGCAAGUCCAACCUCGACCUGGUCAACGACUGCGACAACUUCCCGCGCCCCGACCUCGACAAUGACGCCUACACCGACGCCGUCGCCGGCCUGUACACGCUGCACGUCGCCGACCACCACGCAACCCUGGGCUUCGUGCGCCCGCACGUGGCCGAGACGCUGUCGGGCCUGCCGGCAUGGGACGUGUCGCCCGAGUCGCAGACGCUGAUCCUGGUGUCGGGCAUCGACGAAGCCGAGCGCACCGCAAUCGUCGCCGCCACCACGGCCGCCAUGCGCCAGACCCGCCACUUUGCCCUGCUCAACAAGGGCUGGCGCGGCGAGCUGUACCCCGUUUACGGCAACGCCGGCGAGCUGCUCUUCCGCAUCGAGCGCGCCGCCACCCCGCUGUUCGGCGUGCUGGCCUGCAGCGUCAACCUGACCUGCUACGUGCGCGACCGCGACCGCGACACUGACCGCUACCGCUUCUGGGUCCCGCGCCGCGCCCGCUCCAAGCCCACCUACCCGGCCAUGCUCGACAACACCCUCGCCGCCGGCCUGCCCGCCGCCGAGAAGCCCAUGGACGUCCUGGCCCGCGAGGCCGAGAGGGCGACCGCCCUGCCCGCCGACGUCGUGCGCGCGAGGGCCAAGGCCGUGGGCAACGUGUCGUAUUUCUUGGUCCGCGACUCGCGCGCCGGCGGCGAGACGGGGCUGCUGCAGCCCGAGUCACAGUUUGUGUACGACCUGGAGCUGCGCGACGACGACGGCAUCGAGCCGCGGCCCACCGACGGCGAGGUCGAGGGCUUCGCGCUGCUGUCGACGCCCGAGGUGCAGGCCGCCCUCUCCAGAGGCGAGUUCAAGCCCGACGCCGCCCUCGUCCUCCUCGACUUCUUCAUCCGGCACGGCAUCUUGACCCCGGAGAACGAGCCGGAUUACGUCGAGAUCGUGUCGAGGCUGCAUCGCCGCUUCAGAUUUCCCGUGCCGAGAAGUAUCGGGCAUUGA
Diplodia corticola is the source of this 1029-nucleotide messenger RNA. Its product is annotated as thiamine pyrophosphokinase-related protein. NCBI's taxonomy places the organism in Eukaryota, Fungi, Ascomycota, Dothideomycetes, Botryosphaeriales, Botryosphaeriaceae. Gene Ontology annotation, molecular function: 8-oxo-dGDP phosphatase activity. Bases 1 to 1029 code for a protein of 342 amino acids. The record is from RefSeq and is a predicted model, not a curated record. The transcript is spliced from 2 exons.